GAAGCGCAUGUACUUUGCAACAGGUUAUGGCCUCAUUCAGUGUGUAAAAGGUCUUAUGUCUUUCGAGGACAAGGAUUUGUUAGCCGCGAUAGGGCACACAAGGCACGGCAACGCUGUAGCUAGUCAACACCGCAAACGCCAAGCGUCUCUGACAACACGACUUGCGGGAUAUGUAGUCAGUUCCUUGAAUACUUCUGGAGUCGGGUGGAUUAAGGACAUGACACCUGUGGAACGGCACGCUGAGUUGGUGUACGCCGAGAGUCUAUUUGAGAAGUCUCUGUUGGGUGUUGUAUACUCUGGAGACUGGCUAGCAUUCAUUAAAGAAGUAUUGAACAUGCGGACCACUAUGAAUAUAUAUCGCCAGCUGGGGAAAUUUCUUGAUGCUGUCGACGCCGAGGCUCAAGCACGAGGAGAGGGUUCUGAAGACAAAUCGAUCGAUGCAGACUUCCGCUCGGGGGUAUACCUCGGUCUUGGGAUGUCAAAUCUGAUCCUUAGCAUGAUGCCAGGGAAGCUGCUUACGCUUGUAGAGCUCUUUGGAUACAAAGGCGAUCGUCAUCUCGGCUUAGAAGUGCUGCAAAGGGCUGGAGGAUGGACUAAAGACUCAUCGACCCCUAGCGUUAGUUGGGAGGGAGAAGGCGUGCGCAGAUCGAUAUGUGAUAUGUGUCUUUUGAUCUUCCACCUCGUGCUAUCCAGUUUUACCUUUGAUGGAGUGGACAUCAUGAUGGCACAGAAAAUCCUGGACUGGAAUUUGAAGCGAUACUCUAAUGGUGUCUUCUUCUUGUUCGGCGCAGGUCGUUUGGCUCUUUGUCGGAGUCAGCCUAGUCGUGCUAUAGAAUACUAUACUAAGGCUACGCAAUCACAAUCGCAGUAUCGCAAUCUUUACCAUAUAUCAUGGUGGGAGAUCGCAGUGUCCAAUUUUUCUCUAUGGGAUGUCAGAGCGUCUCUCACAUGCUGGCGUGACCUUGAAGCGGAAGCUACUUGGUCCAAAGCUUGUUAUACUUACGGCAUGGCGGCUUGUUUAGUAGCCCUGGGAGAACAGCAAGAGGCUACUAAGCAUAUGUGUAGGGUACCUGGAUUACGACAAAAGAUUGCAGGAAAGUCCAUCCCUCUGGAGAAAUUCGUCGCACGUAAAGCUCGCAAGUUCCAACAGCAAGGCGGCCGACUUGCACUGCCAGCUCUUGAGCUGGCAUAUGUAUUCCAGGCAAUUUCGCACGCACCGAAAAAAGUCAUUAUUUCGAAGAUGUUGCCUGAAAUCGAGAAGCUGCUGCUGAAACUCAAGGAACACGAGAAAGCGCCCGCCAAAUACGAACAAGGACAUGGUUACUGGGAUGACUUGUGCCUGGCGCGAUUUUUGGAGGGUGUGUGCUUACGAUAUGUGGCAUAUCCUGAUCCUGAUGCAGUACUCGAUCCUCGCGAAGAGGCUGGUAUAUCCACUGAAAAUGCACGGAUACGUGCAGUAGCGGCUCUCGAGUCGGUCUUCAGUAAUGGCCACAAGGUUGAACUCGAUCACCACCUAAUUUAUCACGCUCACUUUGAGUACGGAAGACUGCUGGCUCGUUCAGGCGACAUUGAUGGGGCGCGAACACAGUUUGACCUUAUUCUUUCUGGUAAACCACUUGAGGUCUUAUCCGGAAGAAAAGGAAAGUAUAGUUUAGAGAACUCAUUGCACCUUCGCACACAUGCGGCACAGGAGGCGUUGUUACACAAUAGGUCGUUAUAAGAUGUAUCUGAAUGUUAUUUAUUUCUUGUGUUGUCAAAGAGUGCUUUAUUUAAGAAGUAUAACACAUGUAUUAGUUGAUCUUAGGAUACCUAUCUUAAACUAAUUUCAAGAGUAUGUCCGGUUGGAGAAUAUCAUGAUCAUGUUCACUGCCAA
This is a messenger RNA of Serpula lacrymans var. lacrymans S7.9, 1873 nucleotides long. RefSeq lists its product as uncharacterized. Gene Ontology annotation, cellular component: mitochondrial outer membrane; nucleus; cytosol. NCBI's taxonomy places the organism in Eukaryota, Fungi, Basidiomycota, Agaricomycetes, Boletales, Serpulaceae. Gene Ontology annotation, molecular function: protein binding. The transcript has 12 exons. Bases 8 to 1720 code for a protein of 570 amino acids. The record is from RefSeq and is a predicted model, not a curated record.